CGAUUUGGGUGUCUCAUUGCGUCCGCCUCACGUUUGUUGUGUCGGAAAGCGAAAGCCGGACGGGGGAAGUGGGGAGGUUUAGUGGCGAAAGGCGGAAGACGAGUCACGCGGAAUUCCCCCCAGCCGGUGCUGUUGCGGAAUUUCACCCCCUUCCCAUCCCGAAUGUCACAGUCUUGGUCCGCCUGGGUCCGUCGCUGUCAGCCCCGCGACUCGGUCCGAGUGCCCGGACUCCGGGCUCGGAAUUCGGGAUUCAGGUGUCAUUCCGAAACCUUCCCCCUCCCCUGUCUUGGCAUGCCCGGUGCUCGGGAAGCUCAGCACUAGUUUGCUCGAGUCUGCACCUAAACCGAGCUGGGCUGCUGCUUUCAAGCUAUCGCGCUCUUGGUCUUGGAAAACGACUCUUGAAAACGACUUCGGAAAACGACUUGAAAAGGAGGUUGAAAACGACUUGGAAGCUGUCAGGGCUGCCAGCCAUUCUUGGAGACUGGACCUCGAGCUGUUUGCCUCUGUGCCGCUGCUACUCGCUCUGAGAACGACCUGAAGCUGCCGCUCCGUCCCUGCCUUCUGAAGGCGGAUCGUGACAGGUGAGAGUGAGGGCGCGCGGCAAGGCAGGUGGUGGUGUAAGACAGGCCGUCUUCAGCACAAGGCUCCUCUGUGUCUGGUCUGGGGGAGGGCCUGGCGCGGAGGAAGGAAGGUUACUACACCAUCCUUGCUCCGACUAUCACAGGAGCGGCAGGUGAACCUGUAAGACAAGCCGUCUUCCAGUGAAUGUGUGAGUCUGGUGAUGGCAUGAGUGGUGGAGUGAGCGGCAGCCUUACAGGCAUGGCGACAGCCGCUGACAGCGCGAAGCUAGGAAGCUUUAUUUCCACUGGAAAUGGCCACUUGGGCCUAGAAAAAGAGGUGAAAGCGGUAGAGGUGAAUUCAGGCUCUAAAGGACUGCGUACGGCAGCCAAGGGCGGAGAGCAGGGGGGGGACAUGGCAUGGGAGAAAGGAAGCCAUGGCGAUGGUUGCUGGGAGAGCUGCUGCAGCUGGGAGGGAGGGCGUUUGCCUACUGAGAAUGAGACGAAGGAGAAGAGUGAUAAGCAUGAACCGCAUGACGAGACUGGUCAGAGUGGAGGGCUGCUUUGUGAUGCAAAGAACGAGAGCAAUGAUACUGAGACGGAGAAUGCGAAGAAAGAGGUGCACGGGGUGGUGGUGCCCAUGGAGGAGGACUCUGCACCCGAGCCUGAGCCUGCUGGCAAGCUCACAAUCAGCGGCAGACGCGGUAAUGAGGAUGUGUAUAAGGGGGGCGGUGCUGAGGCGAUGCACGUGGGGGAGGUGAGAGGAGAUGGGGGAGGAGGCGAGGGGAUGGAAGGAAGAGGGGAGGAGGUUGGAGGGUUGAUGGAAGCAGUAGCCAGUACACCGGAGCUGGGGAGGGAGGUGAAAGGUGGAACCCGGGCGUCCAGCAGCAGCAGUGACAACAGCGGCUUCAAAAUGGGUGGCGCGAUGAGUCGGCAAGGGGUGGAGCCGGUGUUAUUGGCUGGCAUGCUGGGCCGUUGCCAGGAGAACGAGAGGGGGACGCAUGGUGAGGAUGAUCUGUCGCGCCGUAACAGUUACCAGCAGAGCGAAUCUCCAGCCCAUGGGAACGGCGAGUGCAUGGAGGAAGGAGAAGCAGGGGAGGGGGAAGCGGGUGGUAAAGAUGCGUGGGAGGGAAAAGUGAGUGGUGGAGGUGCAGGGAAAGAGCGUCCUGACAAGGUGAAUGCAGGAGCACAGGCAGCAGCAGCACCUGCAGGAAAGGCAGCAGCGAUUGGAACAACAACCGCAUGCAUCGCAGCAGCAAUAGCAGUGUCGGCAGCAGCAUCCCCUGCGCCACAGCCGUCAACCCCUUCAAGCUUGCAUGUGGCGGCCCAAUCACCACUAUCACCACCGGCAUCAGCAGGCACGCGAGUGGUGACCUGUGAGGAGCUCCAGCGCCAGUUGCAGCCUCUUCUAGCUCCCAAGACCAGCUCCUCGCCCGAAUCCGCAUCUCGAAAACACGGGCUGCCACCGAAGCGGCCUCUCACUCCCGCCCCACUUGGUGGUGGUGCUGCUGCUGCUACUGGUGCUGCUGCUGCUGGUGCUGCUACUGCUGGUGCUACCACUGGUGCUAAUGCCGCUGGCUCAGCACCAGCUUCCGUGUGCGCUGCUCUUCCUCCUCUCUCACGACCUGCUGCUUCAACUCCCACUCCUGCUGCUCCAUCCGAUCCUCCUCCGCAUGCCACACCUUCUUCUGCGCCUGCUGCUGCUCCUGCUGCUGCUGCUGCUCCUGCUGCUGCUGCUGCUCCUGCUGCUGCUGCUGCUGCUGGUGCUGCUGCUUCUGCAGCAGCUGUGGCCCCUGCCGCCAUGCCCCAAAGCCCUUCUCCUGCCCCAGAUUCCUCUCCUCCUGCUGCUGCUGCCUCCCUUCCCCCUCCUCCUCUUCCUCCUCCUCUUCGUCCUCUUCCUCCUCCUCCUCCUCCUCCCCACACCCCCUUUGCAGCAACGUCGUCAGUCCUGCCUGCCCUGCCCCCUCGCCCUGCUCCUCCCCCUCCCAGCCCCCUUGCCAUCCCCAUCACUCUCUCCCGAGGCUUCCUCACCCCCAGGCCCACACAAGACGACAAGGCAGGCCGCCCACGGGAGUCCCACGACUAUCAGCUGCAUCAGCAGCAGCAGCAGCAGCAGCAGCAGUCAGCACAAGUAGCGAAUCAGCCAACUCACUCCUCUAAUCACCUCCUUCGUUUGAACCAUACAUCCCCGCUUUUGAAUCACUCCUCUCCUCCUUGGCGUCAGACCCCUCCUCUGAAUCACAGUGCUCCAUUAAGUCACACCACUCCAUAUAGUCACAUCCAUCAUCCAAACCACGCAUUGCAGCAGCCUCAUAUCGCGCCUUUUCUCAAAUCCCCUCCAGCAUCUCUCCAUUCCCCUCUCUCCCCUCCCUCCCCACUGCACCACCAUCCCUCACUCCACCACCACUCCUCCCCUCCCCACCGCCCCUCCCCUCUCUCCCCUCCUUCCCCUCUCCAUCGCUCCUCCCCCCUCUCCCAUCUCCACCUCACCUCCCCCCCCACCGCUCUCCUGAACCACGAGCUCGCCCAUUUCUUCUCCAUGCCCGAAUUAGACGCUGCCAUGUUACAAAAUAACACCAUGUUACAAAGUAACACUGCCAUGUUACAGAGUAACUCCUCGCCCUGCGUCCUGCCUCUUGACCUCUCCCCGAGCCUCUCCAUGCCGAGCCAGCCUGCACCGAACCUGGACCAGAUGCCGAGCCUGAGCCUGCCGCCCCCGGCAACAGGUGGGGAGGUGGGGCAGGGGCCGUUCAGGUUGGGGGGAGAGGUGAGGAUGGUCGGUGCGGAGGAGGGGAUGGAGUGUGAGGGGGGGGAUGCUGGUGGCAUAGCUGGCGUGGCUCGGAGAGUGGGAGGUACAGCGACCUGCGAUAGAGGCGGCUUGGCUGCCAACGAUAAGGGCGGAAUGCCAACAGCAGCAGGGCCGGCAGCACCAGCAGCACCAGUAGCACCGGCGGCAGCAGCAGCAGCUCCAGCAGCGGCAGCACCAUUGGUUCCAGGAGCCAUAGCCGCAGGAGCAGCAACAGAAGCAACAGUAGCAGCAGGAGCAGAGGUGAAAGCAACAGGCGUGGCAGGGACUGAAGCAGUGGCCACAGGUGCCAAGGUACCUUCUUCCGUGAUGGAAGCAGUGGCAUCCGUGAUGGAUGCGAAGGAGGAAAGGCACAACGGCCUGCGUGUUGGUGAUAUGAACAGGGAGAUGGGCGGCAAGGCUUUCAGCUGCGAAGAUAUGGGCGGCAAGGAUUUGUCCAGCAAGGAAGAUUUGGGCGGCAAGCAUGUGGAUGGCCAGGGUGCAGAGCCGGCUGCAGGCAGCGGUGCAGCAAAGGCUGGCUUGGCUCUAGUGAACGGACGUGGUGGAAGCCCCGUGAAUGUGCAUGAAUCUGCUGUGCUCUGCCGUAACCAGACACAGCACAUGCAGCAGCAGCAGCACUUUUUCCCGCACUGGCAGCAAGUGUCUGGAAGCGGAGCAAGUAACGCCGCAGCAGCUGCUGCUGCUGCUGCUACUAGAGUGCGCGCCAAUGCUGCUGAUGCUGCUGCGCCAAGUGCAGGACAGCAGCAGCUGGAAGGGAAAGUGGCGACGCAGAGGGGCAAAGAGGAGAGGGAGAGGAGCAAGGCGAGGUGGAAGGGGCUCAUUGCGUCUCAUCCUCUAUAUAAGCAGAUGCUCAGCGCCCACGUGGCCUGCCUUGAGGUGGCCACGCCCCUGGACCAGCUGCCGCUGAUUCAAGUGCAGAUGGAGCGAGCUGACCUCGUCUCCUCCACUUACACCCGCAUGCUCCAUGCUAACUCCAACUCCCCCCAAGCCGCAGCCAACGCUCCUGGUAGUGCCCCUGUGGCUGACCCUCUUGGUGCAAGCGCUGCUGCAAACGGCGCCGCUCCUACCACCCGUCCUAGCGCCUCUCCUGCUACCUCUGCAGGAGGAGGAGCAGUUCUGGCUGGUGAUAAGGCUGCUGCUGCUGCUGCCCCUGCUUCUUCCGCAGCAGGUGCUGUGGCCAAUGGGAAUGCGCCAUGUGGCAGGAAAGGACUGGCGUCUGAAACAGAAGAGGCUGAGCUGGACAAUUUCAUGGGCCAAUUUGUGAAGCUCCUUCGAGCGUUCAAGGAUCAGUUGGAGGAGCACAUCCGCGUGCACGCCAGGGAGGCGGUCACCACGUGCGCGCGGCUCAAGCAAGCCGUUGCUGCUGCGGGGGGCUCUGCUGACAAGCUUGCUGCUUCUGGCGCUACCAUGUCAGAUGACGAGGGCGGAGGGGGUGGGGGAGGGGGAGGGGGCGGGGGAGGGGGCGGGGGAGGGGGAGGGGGAGGGGGAGGGGAUCAGCUCAGCAGCCUUGGUCAUACAGCCCAUAACGAUGGGCACAACCAUAGCAAUGGGCACAACCAUAGGAAUGGGCACAACCAUAGCAAUGGGCACAACCAUAGGAAUGGGCAUGACCAUGGUUACAACAACAACAGCCAUAGGCACGGGCUUGUGCCUUUUCCAUCAAGCGCCAACGGCCAUGGGUCGAGCAGUGGUUUCAACACCUUUGCUCCUGCUGCUCCUGCUGGUGGUGGUGGUGGUGGUGGCUACAGUGGUGGAUGCACAAGCAUGUCCGGUUCCUUGGGAUGUCAAUACACACACCAGCAGCAGCAGCAGCAGCAGCAGCAACAGAGCCACUCCAUGCAUGCGCCCAACCAGCCUCUCACUCUCCUCCCCCACCGCCCUCCACCCGCCCCUUCCCCUUGGCAUCAGCUGCCCACGUCUCACCCUGGCAUGGGGAUGGGCGGGAGUGCACCCAUGGGUGCACCCCCCAUGGUGUUUGGGGCAAUGAACGGCGCUGGUACACAUGGCAGCAUGGGGACACAUGGCAGCAUGGGGACACAUGGCAGCAUGGGCAUGGGGGUGGAUAUGGGCAUGGACAUGAAUGGAAGCAUGGGCAUGGGCAUGGGGAUGGCGGGGGCACAUGACAGGAGCGCGGUGGAAGAGGCUCUGCUCAAGGAAUACGGCAGAGAGGGCUUCCGGGCGCGCAUCCUGGGGGUGAGGGAGGAGAUCAUGCGCAAGAGACGGGCUGGGAAGCUGCCAGGAAACACCACCCAGGUGCUCAAGGCGUGGUGGCACGAGCACAUCCAGUGGCCCUACCCCACGGAGGAGGAAAAAGCAGGCCUCAUGGCGCAAACAGGCCUGGAACUGAAGCAAGUGAACAACUGGUUCAUCAACCAGCGCAAGCGCAACUGGCACGGCAACCCCGCGGUGGCAGCAGCGCAACACAAGGGGCCAAAACAGGCCAAGCGGAAGUGAAGGAAGGGAGGGGAGGGGGAGAGACGAGGAGCAGAGGGGUGGGAGGGAUGGGAGAAGGGAGGAGAGAACAUGGCAUGGGUUGGUAAAAGGUUAGGGAUGCGAGAAUCAGGCACUCCAGCAGCGGUACUGUUCUGUUCUGCUUGGCUGCGAGUGACUACCUGCUCACCUCCUGUGAGACUUACGGUAUUGUCUUGUCUGACCUUUGUAUCUUCCGUGCUAACUCCGUAGGCUGCCCGGCCUCUGUUAUCGUUUAGUAGUGUUUGCUAUAGGCCCUGCUGUAGGUCCUACUGUUCAAAUGAUCUGGUAAUAAAUGCAGCAGGAUGUGUACACAACACAAGCCUCUACAUGAUCCUUCUCUGGCCCGGGUUUGAGGCUGAGAAUGAG
Messenger RNA from Closterium sp. NIES-67, 6201 nucleotides. Lineage: Eukaryota; Viridiplantae; Streptophyta; Zygnematophyceae; Desmidiales; Closteriaceae. The record is from the annotation of a GenBank genome assembly.